Messenger RNA from Nerophis ophidion (straightnose pipefish), 1731 nucleotides. It is a transcript of the gene p2rx2, whose product is annotated as purinergic receptor P2X, ligand-gated ion channel, 2. Gene Ontology annotation, biological process: response to ATP; monoatomic cation transmembrane transport. Gene Ontology annotation, molecular function: extracellularly ATP-gated monoatomic cation channel activity; purinergic nucleotide receptor activity; ATP binding. The transcript has 12 exons. The coding region runs from base 93 to 1313 and encodes 406 amino acids. Gene Ontology annotation, cellular component: plasma membrane; nuclear inner membrane. The record is from RefSeq and is a predicted model, not a curated record. Lineage: Eukaryota; Metazoa; Chordata; Actinopteri; Syngnathiformes; Syngnathidae.
GUGGAGAGGCAGAGAACGUAGAGGAAUAUAUCAAUGGAAAUUUAAAGACAUCAAAUCAAAUUUUCGGCGAGAAGGUAUUUUAUAAAUCAAUUAUGGGAUUCCUUGCAUUUUUAAAAGACUAUUUUCUUGGUUUCUGGGAUUAUGAGACCCCAAAGAUCAUGGUGGUUAAAAACACAACUCUUGGAGUCAUAUACAGAGGAGUUCAGUUUAUUGUCAUCACCUACUUUGUCUGGUACGUGUUCAUAAGUCAGAAAGCGUACCAAGAGAGCGAAACACGUCCUGAAAGCUCUGUUUACACUCGCAUGAAAGGCUCAGCGAUUCGUGGCGAUCAAAUCCUGGACACUGUGGAAUAUGUUCGACCAUCAGAGGGUGGUGAUGUCAUCAGUACAAUACUGAGACGAGAAGUCACAUAUGACCAGAAGCCGGGAACCUGCGCCGAGUAUUUUGGGGUUGCAAAAGCCAACUGCUCAAGGGACUCAGACUGUGUCCAAGGAGAGGUGGACUUUGAUGGCCACGGUCGGCGGACUGGAAGGUGCAUUCGAUAUUACAACCGCACCUUUAAAACCUGUGAGAUCCAAACGUGGUGCCCUAUUGAGGAGUAUGCUGUGCAGCGAGAACCAGCUUUGGUGGAAGCCAUCAAUUUCACAGUAUUCAUCAGAAACUCCAUACGCUUCCCAAAGUUUGGAGUGCUGAGGGGUAAUAUUAAAGAUGCUUCAAACAAGCGCAACAUGCACAAAUACCUCAGCAGAUGUCAGUACGAUGAGGAGAAGGAGCCCUACUGUCCAAAUUUCCGACUAGGAUAUAUUGCCCAUCAAGCCCGGGAGAACUUCAGUGAGCUCUGCAGGACGGGAGGAGUGAUUGGUGUUUUCAUAAAUUGGAACUGUGACCUGGAUCUGGAUCCUUCCCGUUGCAAGCCCAAAUAUUCCUUCAGGCGUCUUGAUCUCAGAAAGGAUCAGGCCAACUCUGGAUACUAUUGCAGGUUUGCAAAAUACUACCACAAAGACGGGAAGGAGUCUCGGACACUUAUCAAAGCCUACGGCAUCCGCUUGGACAUCAUUGUUCAUGGACAAGCAGGUAAAUUUAGCCCAAUCCCAACCAUCAUCAGCACAGUGACUGCCUUGACUUCAGUGGGGAUUUGCACCAUUUUUUGUGACUGGAUCAUGCUGACAUUUAUUGACAAGGAUGACAUAUACAGAGAGAAAAAGUUGGAUUACGUUGUUAGUGAGCCUCCAGAGUCAGUUCCUCCACAGCUCCUUUACAUCACCAGCUUCAGCUCCAACCAUUCAGACUUGUCAGACGGUGUGCCGCUUUGAUGCGCUCUCCAACCAUCUUCUUGGACUGUGGCUACAACAUUCUCUCAGGGCUUCUCGACAGCUUGUUCUCGCCAACCGAUUUACCGAUUCAGUUGUUUUCUAUGUUGUUGUUGAGAUAAAGACACUGUGUAUUUUUUAUUCACCUCUUGACUGCACCUUUCCCAAACAACGGCAAGUAUCGCAACCGCAGCAGUUCACGCAUAUUAAACCAGUCCCUUGCAAUUGUAUUCCAUUUGUUUUUAAACAGAGUGCAAAAAUUACUAAAGCAGUGAUUCUCAAACUGUGGUACGCCAAAUAAUCACUUGAUUAAAGUACAGUGUUUUAUUUUCCUUUAUUCAAACACAGUGUUACUGUUCAAAUUGUGUGUAAUGUAUUAUGUUACAGUGGCGGAAAAUAUUAAACAUACUUGUUAAAUAAA